CCUUUUUUGAGAUAAGUAUCAACUGCUUUCACUUCCACUCACUUCAACUGUGGACGCAUCUCAAGAGCUGUGUCAGGUUUCUGGUGAGAACAUCUCAUCAAUUCAUCUGCUGUGGAGAUUUAGACGGAUUUGAAAGAUGAGAGGGAACUUACUUGGAUUGUUUUUUCUUUUAAAAUAUUGCAUGUGCGACAAUGUGCAGAACUUUGAUGGAGACAUCAGGGACUUUGUAGUUGGUAACAGUAAAUUGUAUGUUCUUACUGACCGUCGACUACAUCAGAUGAGACACGAUCUAUUUCUGGAAAAAACAAAGGAUUUUAAUGCCACACAUCCGAACGUUACACUUCUGGUGCCUUUUGAGUCGAACGGCACCCUGAUUACAUGCGGAACAUCUAACGGUGGAUACUGUGAAGUUCUUGAUCUCAAUGAUAUUACAAACAGCAUUUACUGGGAGCCCUUAUCUACUGUACCACAACCGAAUGAAAAAUCCAUAGCAAUUAUAGUGGACAGCAGUCCAAAUGGUCCCUACGUGUUGGUUGUGAAAAAGGAGUUUUCUGAAAAAGACUUUUUUUCUAUUGUCACUUUAUGGAACACUUUAAAUUCUCAACGAGGCUCAAUUUUCACCAAAAUAGGCGAUGGAGAUACCCCUUACAUUCAUAUAACAAGAGAUGUGGAGUUUAUAGACGGGUUUCAGAUCAUUUUGCUCAAACUAUCAUACCUGUUUCUUAACGCACAGUCUGACUACGGGUGGCAAGCGUUUGCUCUCAGACUAAACAACGACAGAACAAAGGAUGGCAUUCAGGAGAACAUAUAUGGAACAAUUUUAAAAUGUUGUAAUGAUAAAUCUCGUCCUGUCCUCGUCGCAUCAGCUCUUAUUUCCUCAGAUAAAGCUGUGAUCUGGACAGGUGUCUUCAGUGCGCAAAAUGAUCCAGAAGAUACCGCCCUCGCUGUUUACAACCUCAGUAAUUUUGAUUACAAACUUAAGGAUAUCUGCUCUCAAAGGAACAAACCAUGUCCUUCUAAGAACGAUCCUACACAUGAGCCAGUAGCAGUAGUUUUGAAAUACAAGUCAAUGAGUUCAGUAGCAGCUGAUAGGAGUGAAUCCUGGAUUGUGCUCUUCAUUGGAACCAAAGAUGGACAAAUUAUAAAGGUUGUGUUGGAUGAGAAAUUCAGUCCAGGCUGUCCCACAGUGCUGUACAGAUCUGAUGAUGAUCAAAAAGUGCUUCCCAGGAUGCAUUUAGAUCCAAUAGAUAACAAACAUAUCUACAUAGCUCUGAAAAACCAAAUCAGAAGAGUUCCUGUGGUUCAAUGUAAACACAGCUCUCUGAGAGACUGCAGAGCUGCGCUGGAUCCUCUCUGUGGUUGGUGUGUUGAGACGCGCAGAUGCUCCACCCAGGAUGAAUGCUUGAUCUCCUCAUGGAUAUCCUUCCCAAAUAACUUCAUUCAGAAACCACUGCUGUCUUUUCAGGUGGCAGAUAAAUCCUCUAGAGAGAUGACACUACAUCUCACCUUGAGUCUGGACAGCACACAAAAUCCUGCUAUAUUUUCAUGUACAUUUACCACAGCGGGUGUGAACCUGUGUGAUAGAUCUGAUCCUGCUAUAAUUUUUCCAAACUGCUCCUGUGAUUUUUCAGACCAGCUUCUGUCUAGUGGAGGUUUGGAGAUCUCAGCUACAGUUACUGUUGAGAAUCAGAAGAUCACAGAGACCCUGAUGCUGAAGAACUGCCCCACUAUUACAGAGAAUUCACAAGUGGCUUCUUAUGCACAGUGUGUGCAGUGCGUCUCAGCUGGAUGUCAUUGGUCAUCUUCUGUCAAGCGUUGUGACUGGACACAUGGUCCUGAACCACAAUUACAUAUACAGGAUGUUUGCAAAGAUUUACACUCUGAUACAGACUAUAAAGAGCCAGAGAUUUUGUCUAUAGAGCCGAACAGAGUUUCUUUUCAUGGCAGAAACAAUGUUUUACUAAGAGGAAGCAGCCUGGGAUCUGUCACCAAAAUCCGUAUUCAAGGGGAUCUGGACUGCUUUCCAAAAGAGUCUCCUGUGUUUGAGCGUUCAAGUGACAGUCUAAAGUUCCACGUUCCUCCCAGUAAAACUAAAGGAACGGCAAAAGUGUGCGCUGUUACUGACGAUGAUCGUUGUCAUGGUAACAGCAUCAUCACUUACAGUUCCCAACCCAGCUGCACAGAAAUACAACCCAAAGUCACAUGGAGAAGUGGUGGAAGGAAGAUUCACGUACAGGGAAACAAUAUGGAGUUUGUGGAAUCAAUCAUUGUGCAUCCCUCCAAUAAAGAGCUCAAACCACAAUACAACACAAGCUCAAAGGUAAAAUGUCCUUAUUAUGCUCAUAUUUGGCUGAAAGAUUUGUGGUUUUACACCCACCCUUAUGAUGGCAAUGGUCUCAUUACUUUGAUGUUAAAAGUUGGUAACGUCAUUUUAGACUGUGCAAGUUUGACCCACCAGCCUGAUCCAGAGUUUAUUGGAUUUACAACCACACACAUGGACAAUGAUGUACUGGUUACUAUAAAGAAAAAUGCAGAUCAGUUAAAUUUGAGUAUGAAUGAGGUGAAGGUGUCUGGUGUAGAUGGAGAGGAUGAAUAUGAGUGUGUUCUGGAAGAGAUUUCCUCUCAAACCAUUACAUGUUUGAUUAAAGGAGCCCUGAUCUCAGUUGAGUCUGUCACUAUCAGGGUUGGAAAAUCGUUCAGUCUUACGAUGGGUCAAAGCAGUUCAAAAUAUUUGUUUUGCAUUAGACCACAGGACACAUCUGGUUAAGUAUGAAAUGGCAAAAGAAUUAAAUAUAGACAUUUCUGUGGUAGUUUGGAAAAACGUAAUUGUCUAAGACUAGAGAAACUAAUUGCUUCAUGUUAAAUUUCUUUUUUAAAUUUUAUAUUUCCUGUAAUAUUGCUAUUUUUAACAUGUGUAAUUAUUUGUUUAGCCUUAUGUUUAAUGAAUUUUUUUCUGCUUUAGUGGCCACUGAGACCCCAUUAUAGAUUCCAUAAUUGAAAAAAUUAAGUCUAAUGCCCUGUUUGCACUAAUAACAGGUCAGCUUAACACGGACAUCACAUGUGCAAACUUGCUUAGCAGAAAGCUGCUUUUUUAUGUAGAUUAGAAAAGCUUUUGUCAGAUGCACUGUUCUCUAAACACCAGGUGGCGCUCUAUACUUACAUAUUAAGUGUACAAUACUGUACAUUAUAUACAUUUAAAACGUAAAACUUCCUUCAGUCUACUGUUUACUGUUAUAUAUUUUUGUAAUGAGAGACUUUGAUAAUAUGAUUAAUUAUUGUCUUAUUUUAAUUGUUCAACUACACAGUUCUGUCUCUCUCUCUUAUGUGAUCACGCAUAGUUAGAUUAUUAGUAGCAUUUUUAACAGGCAAAAAAUAGAAAAUCUGGGGGAGAACAGUUGCAAUAUUGCUUUUAUCAAUCAGGAACGUUGAUACUUAGUUAUAGGGUGACUAUACCUGCCAUUCUUCCCGGACGCGUCCUGGCCAGGAUUACGGUGCGUCUUCUGGAAGUCGCAUUUGUUGACCGCAUACGCCAUUCAGUUAAAAACAUAAGACAUACAAUUGUAGUUUCAUUCUUACCUUAAAAUGUAACGGUUGCUUUUCUGUAAUAACAAUAAUAAUUCUCUAUGACGUAUGCGGUCGACAAAUACGACUUCCGGAAGACGCACCCUAAAUCCUGGACAGGACACGUCCGGGAAGAAUGGCACGUAUGGUCACCCUACUUAGUUAGCACCUCCUCAACUCUGGAAGAAAGCUGCCAUAUGUGACCAUUCCUUCUUGGAAAAGUACUUUUCUAGGUAUAAAAGUUUUUCUUUCAUGCUAAGAUAAAUCAUUUGUUCAUCCCUCCAAUAAAGAGCUUAAAACUCAACACAAACUCAAAGGUAAAACGGGCUUAUUACUCUUCCAUUUGGCUAAAAGGAGCUU
Misgurnus anguillicaudatus (oriental weatherfish) is the source of this 3921-nucleotide messenger RNA. The record is from RefSeq and is a predicted model, not a curated record. NCBI's taxonomy places the organism in Eukaryota, Metazoa, Chordata, Actinopteri, Cypriniformes, Cobitidae.